Messenger RNA from Raphanus sativus (radish), 2183 nucleotides. RefSeq names its product crossover junction endonuclease MUS81. Bases 132 to 2012 code for a protein of 626 amino acids. Gene Ontology annotation, cellular component: Holliday junction resolvase complex; nucleus. The record is from RefSeq and is a predicted model, not a curated record. Gene Ontology annotation, biological process: DNA catabolic process; mitotic intra-S DNA damage checkpoint signaling; resolution of meiotic recombination intermediates. NCBI's taxonomy places the organism in Eukaryota, Viridiplantae, Streptophyta, Magnoliopsida, Brassicales, Brassicaceae. The transcript has 15 exons. Gene Ontology annotation, molecular function: DNA binding; crossover junction DNA endonuclease activity; 3'-flap endonuclease activity.
AGAACCGCUAAUUCGUCUUCUCCGCCAAAACGAAAGAUCAAACCUUUAAAGAAAAAGUUGAAUAUAAGCUAAUACAUCGAGCGCAUUUUGAUGAGGUUGUGAUAGAGAUUGAGGGCAAUUCUUGGGAAGUGAUGGAUGAGGAGAGAAGGGUAGUGUGUCGGGAGAACCAAGGAUUAGCGGAUUAUGUGUUGCAGAAGAAGCGAGAGUACGCUGAUAAGCCCAAGGGUUUGUCCGAAAACCUGGAGAGGACAUUUCUUAAGGCGUAUAGAAGUGUCUGCGACUCCAAGGAUCCCAUUACCACUCUGAAAGACUUAUCUCACUUAAAGGGAUUUGGCAAGUGGAUGCUUAAGAUGACGAAAGGCUAUUUUGAUAAUGGAGCUGAAUGUUCUGAACAAGAUGAUUUACCUCAAAAUUGUGCUGGGGACAAGGCUAAGGGGAAAAAGCGGUACACUCCGCAAAGAAACUCUGUGGCUUAUGCAUUACUAAUAACAUUGCACAGAGAGACUUCGAAUGGGAAAGAGUUCAUGCGCAAAGCAGAGCUUAUUGAUGCUACUGAAGCAAGUGGGCUCUCACACGCCCCUGUUGGGCCAGAGAAAGGAAAAGGGAAAGCAGGACUUGGAAACUCUAAGAGGGAGUGGUAUAGUGGAUGGAACUGCAUGACAACACUUAUACACAAGGGUUUAGUGGUCAAAUCUAGCAACCCUGCAAAGUACAUGCUGACAGAUGAAGGUCGUGAAGUAGCAAAUGAAUGCAUCACACGAUCUGGAUUACCUACACUUGACAUCUUGUCCGAUGAUGAAACGGAUCCUGCUACUCAAAAUUCCAUCUCAGAACAAACAGCCAUUCCUAGUGAUAUUCUUGAAAAGUUUACACCGUUUGGGUAUUCUAAGGAACAAGUCGUUGCUGCAUUCAGAGAGGUUUCAGAUGGAUCUCAGGACAAAGAUCCGUCAACUCUCUGGUUAUCUGUGAUGUGCCAUCUUCGUCAGGCAGAAGUUUAUAACCCAUGUGUGGACUCUCGGAAUAGAAGGAAAGAUGCAGCAGGACCUUCUAGAGCGCAGACUUGUCAAGUUGAUCUGGAGGGAUCUCAUGCUAAGAAGUUCCGCUCUAGCGAUGAUGGAUACACCUCAAAACCAUCUGGUCCAAGUCAUUCUCCAUUGCAGUCCUUCUCAUCUUCUUUGCCUUCAGAUGGAGUUACAUGCCUUCCUCCUCUUACAUUUGGAGAUUCGUUUGAGGAAGCUUAUCAAGUGAUAUUGAUUCUGGAUGACCGAGAACAGUUUGCCACUAAGGGAUCACGAUCCAGGAAGAUAGUUGAUUACAUAUGCUCUGAAUUCAAGAUCAAGAUUGAGGUUAGAAGAUUACCAGUAGGGGAUUGUAUCUGGAUUGCUAGGCACAAGCGUCUUGGGGCUGAGUAUGUUCUGGACUUCAUUGUUGAGAGGAAGAACAUUGAUGAUUUACGCUCGUCAAUUAGAGACAAUCGCUAUAGGGACCAAAAACUUAGACUUCAGAGAUCGGGAUUAAAGAAGCUGAUAUACGUCGUUGAAGGGGAUCCAAACCAGUCUGAUGCAGCAGAAAGCAUUAAAACAGCUUGUUUCACAACGGAGAUUCUGGAGGGAUUUGAUGUGUUGAGGACAAGCGGGCUUGGUGAGACGCUGAGAAAAUACGGUCAACUCACUACAUCAAUACACCAGUACUACAAGUCGUUGGCGAAUGAUGAUGACCGGAACAAAGCUGCGUAUCCUUGUUAUGAUAGUUUUGUGAAAAGGUGUCAAGAUCUUGAUAAAAUGACAAUCAGCGAUGUAUUUGCCAUUCAGCUUAUGCAGGUCCCGCAGGUAACUGAGGAAAUCGCUGUAGCUGUUCUUGACAUGUACCCAACACUUUUAUCUCUUGCUUCUGCCUAUUCUCAGCUAGAAGGGAAUGUCUCAGCGCAAGAAGAAAUGUUGAGAAACAGGAGCAACAAUGUCAUUACUGCAACAGCUAGUAAGAACAUAUUCAAGCUAGUUUGGGCGGAGUGACGUCUCCACUCUUGUGUGUUUGGGGUCAAUGAUUUACUGUGUAACAAGCUAUAGUAAGAGCGUAAGCAAUUUAAACAGCCGUGUUAAUAAUCUGCUUUAGCCAUUAAUUGACUUAUUUGUAAACUUGGUUACUUGUUGGACACGAUUGAAUAUUAAGUUUCAAAAGACAAA